AUGCACGAAAGCGGCGCCGCAGCAUUGGUCACGCCCAUUACGGAGCUCAUACUAGGUCAAUGUCCCGCGAGCUUCGAUACUUCUUACAUUGCGCUCCAGGCGAAACGAGCCAGCACCAUUAUGGGCAUGGUAAGCGGAAGCGCCCAGCCGGGGCACGAUCAUGUCGACCCCGAAGACGCAGACUCCGACGACGAAGAACCUUUCCUCGAGAACCACGUGAACGACGAUUCUGAUGACGACUUUGAGCCGAACCCGCGCGACGCGUGCAUACGAGGGUUCAUGGAAAACUUGAUGCGACAGGAUAAAGAAACAAUACGCAUUCUUCUCUCAGAAGCGCCCGAGGAGAUCUUCUCGCAUUAUCCUCAUCUAUCGGAGCCGUCCGAGCUGGAUGACCGGACAGUCCUGCACAACCUGGUCGACAGCUUCACGAGGAUAGCGGUGAAGAAGGAAACCAAAAAGGUCGUCAUCCUCAGGGCCUUAUUCUCGGCCAUCACGGUCGUCACGUCGCACCAUCCGGAACUCCUCUCCGUAUCCGCGAGCGGGAAGACGCCCUUGUACUCCGUGAUACGAUCCUGUUGCAAGAACCCCGACGAGAAACUCUUUCGCCUGGUCCGCCAAGUAAUCUUUAAGUGCAAAAGACCCAAGUUCACUUCGGCGACCCCGGCAACGGCCGACACGAUCGCGGACGACGAUGCCGGCAGCAAGGAGAACGACGACAAUCACGCCCAGCCAAAUAACGCAGAACCCCAUCCGCUAACUAGAGCACUGCGCGUCAAGUGCUUUGAUACCAACCACGGGAAGGGGGAGAACGUGCUUCACCUGGCAUUACGCAACCACUGGGUUUUUAAAUCCAAUAUGAAGGCCCUCGUGAGGUUGGCAUCUAAUGCAGAUGAAGAAACCGUCAUCCAGAAAGACUGGGAUGGCUUCAGCCCGCUACACUAUGCAGUCAAGUACGAUUGGUGCUCAGAGGAUCAGCUCAAAAUUGUGAACCAUCUACUCCAGCACGGGGAGUCCGCCACUCUCAUCGAGGAAGAACGGGCUGUUCUCGACAUUCUCACCAAAGACGGGAUGUCCGCCUUACAGUAUCAUAUCUGGACGCGUGAUAAUUCUCGGAGACAGCAGCAACAGGUCUCGAUCACGAGCACAGCAGACAACAAACCGAAGCCGGCCCGCGAUGGGAGAGCAGAGAAUCCGGACGGCAGAGAGGGCCCGCGACCACCCACAUCCAAGGCAAAGCCGGGUGCUUCGGAGGCUACGUCUCGUGGCCGAGAAGCACAGUCGAAUAAUCAUGCCGCGACUAGAGAAGGAAGCGAACGGCCGACGCAGAGGAAGGGGGUCAACAGCGGACAGGCGGCCGAACCCCCGGUACGGCCUGGAGUAAGCCGAACUCUGACAGCUGGCCCGAAAGAGGCCGAGAGCACGACCACGGCUGCGGGAGGGAAAGCAACAAAUAUCAAAGACGAGCGGGAAAAAUGGUCCGAGAGGCUUCAAACACUGCUUAAAGUCCAAUGUUUACGAAAUCGAAAACGCGAAGUCGCCACGCGGCUCUUAUACGGCAAGAACCCUGAAGCUAAGGCAUUCGUCCAAGAUAUUCAAACCUGGUUCGACUACCAAGGCGGUGCGGAGCGGUUCACCGAACAGGCCUUUGUGAACCAGUUCGAAAAAGUCACCUUCGAAUCCGUCCUCGAGUAUGUCGCGUUUCCCCCGGUCUGGAUACGAAGAACGAAACGGCAAAUCAACAAUGAGCAGCUGGUGGAGCGUCGCGGCCGUUCAGACAUGGAGUUACUCUUCACGUGGCUGCGGGAGAAGAAGAAGGUCCAACGCAUCCUGAAAGUGAUCGUCGAAGACUCGGCCAGGGAACCGCACUCGGACGAGUCGAUAGAAAAGGCCCUCGGGAAGUUUGACGUCUUAUCGCUCAGCUGGUCAAAGCUAGACCUCGAUCCCGAGGUACUCUAUAAUGCAGCUCCUAAUCUCGAAGACGUUGUCCUCCAUUGGAGCGGGAACAACGCCAUCUUGCGAGCAUGGGCCGAGCCGCAAGGUCUGAGACGAUUGCUCAAGUUGAAAAAGGUUACACUCGUAGUAGACCAGGAGCAAGCACUCGAGUCCAGAGAGCGACUGGAGACCAACCUCGAGAAUUUCAAGAAUAGGUUGAAGGAGGAAUGCCCCGCAUAUCUCAAGGAUUGGAAGCAGAAGAGUGGCAGCGUUAAGAGCAGCGAAACAGGGGUUUCCUCUCUGCCGGCAGUUUUAGAAGAUCCCACCCUGCUCUAUCACACCGUCGACUGUCACUAUGAGCUCGAAGACAGCUUUCCCCGCCAGCCUCAAGCCUCAGUGGUCCCGUUAGGUUCUAAUGUCGAGCGACCGACCACCUCGAACCUGCCGCAGACAUGGCUGAAGGCCGUCGACGGAUUCGCCGAACGCAUCAGCAACGUGUGGGAACGAAUCCUCAUGGACAGCAAACCAGCCCCGGCGAACCGCCCGAAUGAAGCCACGCCGGCCAACACUUCCGCGCCUCGGACUGGUAAUUCUCUUCCGAACGUUCGGGCGCCCCAUGACGUCAUCAUCGCGCUGAUCGACGACGGCGUGAACACAAUGACCGAACACCUGUCGCAGUGUAUGCUGCCCGGCCGCACAUUCGGCUUCGAAGGCGACCGCAACCUCCCCUGGUACGCGUCCGAGACGGGCCACGGGACCGUCAUGGCGACCAUGAUCACUCGCGUCUGCCCCAUGGCCAGGAUAUACCCGAUACGCCUGCAGCUGGGCGCGAAGAUAACGGCCGGUACCAACGCCGAAAUCGACAUCGACUCGGCGGCAGAAGCUAUCACGGCGGCGGUGAACCGCAGGGCCGACAUAAUCUCCAUAUCGUGGACCGUCGGUAAGCCCAAGGACGACAAGCUCCAAGACGCGAUCGAUUUCGCACUGGGGAAGGGCGUGUUGCUGUUCUGUUCCAGCGGCGACUCUGGCCACGGUGGUAACGCUCAGCACUACCCGGCCAAGUUGAGGCGGGACAAGGUGAUCAAAGUCGGCGCCGCCGAGCCUUCGGGUUCGCCGUACGACUGGGCCGGACCGAUAGAGGAUUUGGACUUCAUCUUUCCCGGGGUGGAAGUCGUCCAGAAGCAGAAGUUCCGCGGUCAAGCGAUGUCGACCGCAGUAAGGGAGAUUGAGGACAUGGAGCCGAAGACCGGGUCAUCCGUAGCCACGGCGUUAGGUGCUGGGCUGGCGGCUCUUGUCAUCUAUUGUGCUCGUAUCAACCAGAUGUUUGCCGAAGGAGAGAAGCUCAGCGAUGCCGAUGUGUCCAAGCUGCGGAAGUCUGACGUUAUGAUCAAAGCUAUUCGCAAUUUUGGCAUGAGCAGCUCAGACGUUACGAAGAACAAGUUUGUCGAUGUUUCAAGGAAGCUCGAGGAGGGAACACAGCAACUUCACCAUAAGAACCCAGGAUCUCUCGAAGCAAGAAAGAUCAUCGCGCGGCUGGCUCGAGACUUGAUUUCCGUCGUCUAG
Colletotrichum karsti is the source of this 3495-nucleotide messenger RNA. RefSeq names its product intracellular serine protease. Lineage: Eukaryota; Fungi; Ascomycota; Sordariomycetes; Glomerellales; Glomerellaceae. Bases 1 to 3495 code for a protein of 1164 amino acids. Gene Ontology annotation, biological process: proteolysis. The transcript is spliced from 5 exons. The record is from RefSeq and is a predicted model, not a curated record. Gene Ontology annotation, molecular function: serine-type endopeptidase activity; protein binding.